CUGGGGCAAAGAAGCAACGGACUCGAUGCCCAGCUGAGCAUCCCAGCCGGAGUGGGGGGGGCAGGCAGGGAGACCCCCGAGUGGGCGUCGCUCUCCGCCCUUUAGAGAAUGGGAGGAGCUGGACGGAGAGGGGAGGCGCUACAAGCACUUCCUGGCUGGGGUCGUUCAGGGGAGGGGGAUCCACGUGCGAGGCCGGGAAGGAAGGAAGCUUAGCCGGCGGGGCUGCGAGGAAAGCGGGCAUCUCUUUUCCUGCGCGCAUCUCUUGGACCGAGGAACAGAGCCGCCUUUCCCUGCGGGCGCCUCAGACUCUCAUGGCCUCGUCUUCAUCUCUUGGAACCUCAGUUCUUUGUAAUCGAGGAUUAACAGCGGUUGAGCUUCCAAUUCAGGAAUUGAUAUCGCUUGAAGAUGUAGCUGUGGUUUUCUCCGUGGAGGAGUGGGCCCUGCUGGAUUCUGAGCAAAAAGCCCUGUACCAAGAGGUCAUGCAGGAAACCAAGAGGAACUUGGCCUCCUUAGGCGACGGAUGGGAGAUGGAGGAUUCUGGCCAAGAGGCAGCAGCACCUUUGCCAAAAGAGAAAAAGGAAGUUGCAGAAAAAAUGUAUGGAAAGCCAAGUUUGGAGGAAAACCAAUUAAAGGUUGAGCUGGAGAAUUGCUCUGGUUUAUCUUCUGCAGAUACCAAUGUCUUAUUGGACACCGAUGAUUGCCAAGAGAAAGAAGUGUGUUCCAGGUGUGGGAAAACACUCCGAGAUGGAUCUGGAUUAUGUGACUGUUGCCAAAGCUAUACUGGAGAGAAACAGGAUGAAAGCAGGCAACACUCCAGAAGGAGCCUUCCUCCUUCUCUACAUGAAAGAAGAAGAGAAGGAGGGGAAAUGUACAAAUGUACGGAGUGUGCAGAAAGUUUCAGUACAAGCCGCUCUCUUGCAUUGCAUAAAAAGAUACACAAAGCAGAGAACCCACACAAAUGUCUGGAUUGUGUGAGGACCUUCAGGCAGAAAAGUCACCUUAAUUCACAUAAGAAGGUCCACGAAGAGAGGAAGCAGCAUCAAUGCAUCACCUGCAGAAAGACCUUUGGAAGCAACACCUCCCUUGCUUCCCAUAAUAGGAUCCAUACAGGGGAAAAGCCAUAUCAUUGCACAGUGUGUGGAAAGAGCUUCACCCAAAAUAGCAAGUUAAGUUUACAUAAGAGGAUCCACACCGGAGAGAAGCCAUGUAAAUGCACAGAGUGUGGAAAAUGCUUCAGGACCUCCAGUUCCCUUACCCGCCAUAAGAGGAUUCACACAGGGGAGAAACCCUAUGAAUGCUUGGAGUGUGGAAAAAGCUUCCCCAGAAGUUGUGCUCUAACUUUACAUAAUAGGAUUCACAAAGGGGAGAAACCAUAUAAAUGCCUGCACUGUGGAAAGAGCUUCAGUCAAAAAGGUAGUCUAAACUCACACGAGAGCAUCCACACGGGAGAAAAACCAUUUCAAUGCACGGAAUGUGGAAAGAGCUUCCGCACUUCAAAAAGCCUUACUUCCCAUAACAGAAUCCACACGGGGGAGAAGCCCUUUCAGUGCCUGCAGUGUGGAAAAUGCUUUGCCAGUUCUAGUGGCCUUCAUGACCACAAACUGACCCACACAGGGGAGAAACCGUACAAAUGCCUGGAAUGUGGAAAGAGCUUCCGUUUCUCAGUAAGUCUUACUUCCCAUCACAGAAUCCACACAGGAGAGAAGCCCUUUCAAUGCCUGCAGUGUGGAAAGAGCUUCGCCCGAAAAGGGAAUUUCAAUUUACAUAAGAGGAUCCACACUGGAGAAAAGCCAUAUCAUUGCACAGAAUGUGGAAAAUGCUUCAGGGCCUCCAGCGCUCUUACUUGCCAUAAGAGGAUUCACACAGGGGAGAAGCCCUAUGAAUGCUUGGAGUGUGGAAAAAUCUUCAAUGGACGUACUACACUAGCUAAUCAUAAUAGGAUGCAUAAAGGAGAGAAACCUUAUAAAUGCCUGCACUGUGGAAAGAGCUUCAGUCAAAAAGGUAGUCUAAAGUCACACGAGAGGAUCCACACGGGGGAAAAACCAUUUCAAUGCAUGGAGUGUGGAAAGAGCUUCUGUACUUCAACAAGCCUUACUUCCCAUCACAGAAUCCACACGGGGGAGAAGCCCUUUCAAUGCCUGCAGUGUGGAAAGCGCUUUGCCAGUUCUAGUAGCCUUCAUGCCCACGAACUGACCCACACAGGGGAGAAACCGUACAAAUGCCUGGAGUGUGGAAAGAGCUUCUGUUUCUCAGCAAGCCUUACUUCCCAUCACAGAAUCCACACAGGAGAGAAGCCCUUUCAAUGCCUGCAGUGUGGAAAGUGUUUCAGUAGGCAAACUAGUCUUACUCUCCAUAAAAGGACCCACACGGGUGAAAAGCCUUACAAGUGCACCGAAUGCGACAAAUGCUUCACCAGUUCGAGUUCCCUCACUUGCCACAAAAGGCUCCACACUGGGGAGAAACCAUAUGAAUGCCACACUUGUGGAAAGAGCUUCAAUGAAAAAAAAAGGUAUAUUGUACAUAGCAGAACCCACACUGGGGAGAAACCAUAUCAGUGCCAGGAGUGUGGGAAAUGCUUCAGUGGUUCUGGACAAUUGAUGAUCCAUAAAAGGAUUCACACAGGGGAGAAACAGUAUAAGUGCACCGAGUGUGGCAUGAGUUUCAGGAGAAGUAGUAACCUUUAUAUCCACAAGAGGAUCCACACUGGGGAGAAACCAUAUACAUGUCAUGAGUGCGGAAAAAGCUUUAGACAUAAUCAUUCACUAAGCAGCCAUAGAAGGCUUCACUCAGGGGAGAAACCCUAUAAAUGCCUGGAGUGUGGAAAAUGUUUUAGUAUGAGUGGCAGACUUACCUCCCACAUGAGGAUCCACACAGGGGAGAAGCCAUUUCAAUGCCUGCAGUGUGGAAAGUGCUUUGCCCGUUCUGAUGGCUUUCAUGCCCAUGAACAGACCCACACAGGGGAGAAACUGUACAAAUGCCUGGAGUAUGGAAAGGGCUUCCGUAAUUCUAGCAACUUAACAUCCCAUAGAAGAAUCCACAGUGGACAGAAACCAUAUCAAUGCACCGAGUGUGGGAAGUGCUUCAAUCAAACAAGUCACCUUAAUCGCCAUAAAAGGAGCCACACGGGUGAAAAGCCUUACAAGUGCACUGAAUGCGACAAAUGCUUUGCUGAUUUGGGGUCUCUCUCUCAUCACAAAAGGCUCCACACUGGGGAGAAACCAUAGGAAUGCCACACUUCUGGAAAGAGCUUCAAUACAAAAAAUGUCUCUAUCGUACAUAGCAGAACCCACACUGGGGAGAAACCAUAUCAGUGUGUGAAGUGUGGAAAGAAAUUCAGAACCCAUAGUAACCUUAAUCAACAUAAGAAAACGCACAGCAGGAAAAGAUGACCUGAAUUGGUUUGUGUUGAUUCUCAACAUUUGCUUAAUGCCCAUAGAAGUGUUCCAGGAGAAUCCGCAGAAAGUCUUGGAGUAUUGGAAGCGCUUCCGAAGCAGCAGAAGCUUUUUGAUCCAUUAAAAAUAAAAUAUUGAACCAAUACAA
This is a messenger RNA of Ahaetulla prasina, 3540 nucleotides long. RefSeq names its product zinc finger protein 420-like. Gene Ontology annotation, biological process: regulation of transcription by RNA polymerase II. Bases 312 to 3224 code for a protein of 970 amino acids. The record is from RefSeq and is a predicted model, not a curated record. Gene Ontology annotation, molecular function: DNA-binding transcription activator activity, RNA polymerase II-specific; RNA polymerase II cis-regulatory region sequence-specific DNA binding. Gene Ontology annotation, cellular component: nucleus. NCBI's taxonomy places the organism in Eukaryota, Metazoa, Chordata, Lepidosauria, Squamata, Colubridae. The transcript has 4 exons.